AUGGCGGGCAAUGAUGUCUCUCCGUACGUUCCCUCGAAAGCUACAGCCAUCAUCAGCGUAAUAGUCUUCGGCGUCCUAUCAGCCAUCCACAUUCUCAAGCUCUUCAAAUCGAAGACGCGGUUUUGCCUUCCCUUCGUCAUCGAUCUUACCUUCGAAGUCCUAGGCUACCUAGCCCGCGCAUACGGCCACUCGCACCCCAACUCCUUGAAUCCCUACAUCGCCCAGAAGCUCCUCGUCCUACUCGCACCUAUCCUCUUUGCCGCCUCGUUCUACAUGUUCCUCGGCCGCAUCGUUCUCGCAACCGGACCCACAGAAGCCUCCAUUGUGCGGCCGACAUGGCUGACGAAGAUCUUCCUGGGCGGUGACAUUCUGUGUUUCCUAGUCCAAGCUGCGGGAGCCGGCAUGUUGGCGAAGACUGAUGCCUCGAAGGUGACGAGGGAUCUAGGGAAGAUCGUUGUCCUUGCUGGCCUGAUUAUACAGCUCUUCGUGGUUGUAUUCUUCAUGGUUGUCGCUGCAACUUUCCACAUGAGGGCUAGGAAGAUUGAGAGGAUAGAAAGGCAUAAGGAAGGCUGUCUGCUGGCUCACGAAUGGCCCACCUACAUCUUCGAUGUCCUGCUGAUGGCAUCCGCCCUUGGUGUCUGCACGACGUGGUACGUUGGGGACAUCGUGUCAAGGGUCACCCAUGGCGAAGCGUAUGUGAUGGCUGCUCAUCAACCCAAUCAUCGAGGUCGAGUAUAG
This is a messenger RNA of Macroventuria anomochaeta, 738 nucleotides long. RefSeq lists its product as uncharacterized. Bases 1 to 738 code for a protein of 245 amino acids. The transcript is spliced from 3 exons. The record is from RefSeq and is a predicted model, not a curated record. NCBI's taxonomy places the organism in Eukaryota, Fungi, Ascomycota, Dothideomycetes, Pleosporales, Didymellaceae. Gene Ontology annotation, cellular component: membrane.